Gasterosteus aculeatus aculeatus (three-spined stickleback) is the source of this 1878-nucleotide messenger RNA. It is a transcript of the gene hyal6, whose product is annotated as hyaluronoglucosaminidase 6. Gene Ontology annotation, cellular component: cytoplasmic vesicle. Lineage: Eukaryota; Metazoa; Chordata; Actinopteri; Perciformes; Gasterosteidae. Gene Ontology annotation, biological process: hyaluronan catabolic process; carbohydrate metabolic process. Gene Ontology annotation, molecular function: hyalurononglucosaminidase activity. The record is from RefSeq and is a predicted model, not a curated record.
CAUCUGUGCGCCCGUAUCGGAGGGUUGACACGGGGGCAGAGGCAGUCCAGCAGCUCGUCAGAUGGACAUCUUCUUUAUCUGAGGUUCACAUCACAAGAAACAAGGAAACCAGCCAGCCGGAGGCCUUGAUCCUCCGCACAGCCGGCAGCAACGGGAAGAGACACUGAUCAGAACCAGACUGUGACAUAAGACAAAGCUGAAUGAAGUGAAAUGAUGACAUGCGUAAAGACUGACCAACGGAACAGCAACGUUUGAGACAGGACCGCCAAUUGUUCCAUGAGGAAUCAGGUGCCAUGGAGCUGAUGGGGGUCCGUCUCCUGGCGCUGGCCUUGUGGGUUGGCAUUGGAGAAGAACUCCAAGUUCUGGGCAACCAGAUGAAGCCGUCCCGGGCGCCUCUGAUCCCCCACCGGCCUUUUGUUGUCAUCUGGAAUGCUCCAACGGAGUCCUGCCGCCUUCGAUUCAAGGUGGACUUGGACCUUAGCGUUUUUGACAUCGUAGCAAACCUCAACGAAACCCUGAGCGGACCGAAUGUCACCAUAUUCUACCACGGACACUUGGGGUACUACCCGUACUACUCCAACUCCGGGAUCCCCAUCAACGGUGGACUGCCGCAGAACCAGAGCAUCUCCAAACAUCUGAGCAAGGCCCGGGCAGACAUCGACAAACUAAUCCCCCACAAGGAUUUCCGAGGCUUGGCGGUCAUUGACUGGGAGAACUGGAGGCCACAGUGGGUGAGAAACUGGGGCGCAAAGGACAUUUACCGCAAUAAGUCCAAGGAACAGAUCCGGAAACUUCACCCCAACUGGCCAGAGAGCAAAGUGGAGAAGGAGGCGAAGGAAGGUUUUGAGAGGGCUGGGCAGACCUUCAUGAACCUGACCUUGGCCCUGGCUGAAGGUCGCAGGCCGGACGGGUUGUGGGGGUUUUACCUGUUCCCGGACUGCUAUAACUACGGAUACAAGCAGCACCCGCAGCGGUACACGGGCGAAUGCCCCAACGUUGAGCAUGUGCGCAACGACCACCUGAUGUGGCUUUGGAAGGAGAGCACGGCUCUCUUCCCGUCCAUCUACCUGGACCACGAGCUCAGGUCCUCCUCCAACACUGUAAAGUUUGUCCACUACCGGGUCAAAGAAGCCAUGAGGAUUGCGUCCAUUGCCCGAACAGACUUCACACUUCCAGUGUUUGUCUACUCCAGACCUUUCUACGCCUACACCUUUGUUGUUCUCUCCGAGAGCGAUCUGGUUCACACCAUUGGGGAGAGCGCCGUGUUGGGAGUGUCAGGCGUCGUCCUCUGGGGAUCCUCAGAGUACGCACGAUCACAGAGCAACUGCCUGACGGUGAAGAAGUACAUCGAUGGCCCGCUGGGACAUUACGUCAUCAACGUCACCUCCGCCGCCAAGCUGUGCAGCAAAGCGCUUUGCAAGAAGAAUGGCAGGUGCGUCCGCAAGAGCCUGGACUCCGGCGCUUACCUGCACCUGAACCCGCGCUACUUCCACAUCCACCGCAACCCGGCGCCCAGAGGCCCCCGCUUCCAAGUCAGCGGGCACCUCAACAACCACGACAUCCUGGACAUGAAGCACAAGUUCACCUGCCAGUGCUACCAGGGCUGGACUGGCGUUUACUGUGAGAUGCCCCAGGCUCCUCCUCCUCCUUUGGCGCCGCCUCAGCCUGCCUCCCCCCUGCCUCCGCCCUUGGAGAACAGCCUGCUGGGAGAUACCCUGCUCCUCCUGUCCCUCCAUUUAUCCUGUCUCUGCAUCGUCAUGUCCUGGGACUCUGUCUGAUUAUCAAGUGUCUGAUACUGUAGAUGAUAAGGCUUUAGCAUGUUAGCCAAACCUGACCUGAGAUCAGCUGCAGGAAACGAUGUGGAAUGGAUUGUCUCAG